Messenger RNA from Trypanosoma cruzi, 960 nucleotides. RefSeq lists its product as uncharacterized. The transcript has a single exon. NCBI's taxonomy places the organism in Eukaryota, Euglenozoa, Kinetoplastea, Trypanosomatida, Trypanosomatidae. The record is from RefSeq and is a predicted model, not a curated record. Bases 1 to 960 code for a protein of 319 amino acids.
AUGUCUUUCCCAUUGAUUGGGGCCUUCUUGUUGCUGCUGCUUCUUCUAUGUUUUGUGGGUGUUUUCAUUUGCCGUCGACAGGUAGUGCCAACUCGCGUGAGCUCGCGUGGGUCAACGCGGACGUCACUGGCACACAAAGGAAGUGAGGCUGACACGGAGGAUGAUGGAGACGGUGAAAGUAUGACUGCGCGUCAUGGGCCGCCAAACCCACAGGAGGUUGCUGCGUUGUUGCGCCGCCGCCAGGUGCAACGGGCACAGGGACGUGGUGACUGCGCUCCAGAUGACGGGGCGGCUACACCACAACCAAAACUCACGCGGCUGCAAAAGAAGAAACAGGAAAAGGACCGUGAACGAGAGGAGCGGCGCCAGGCACAGGAGGCGGCCGAGAGCAAUCGACGCACCAGGCAAGAGGCGGAGCGACAGCGACAGGAAGACCACCAGCGCGACGAGGAGGAGCGUCUGCUUGCAGAAGAGAAGGCGCUUCAGGAGUUACGCGACGAGAAGAAGCGACAAGAUGAUGAGGAAUACGCCAAGUGGAUAGGCGCCAUUGGUUUAGAGGAAAGUGGUGAGAUUGGGGAUGAGGAAAGGGUGCGGCAAGAGGCAUUACUCGCGUUCUUGACGAGGCGAGCGAGGGAAGUGGAGGCGCGUCAAGAAAACCAAACGGAACAGUUGUUACAGUCUGCAUCUCCAACGGCUACUGCAAAAGAUGAAGAGUCCUCGCGAAGUAUUCUGGUGCUGAGUAGCGUAGCACGAGAGUACAACGUCACGGUGGAAUUGUUGGUGAAACUCAUCGAAAAGUUGCUUAAUGACGGAGUUAUUGGAGGGGUAUUCGAUGAUCGGGGAAAGUUUAUUUUUGUGGCCGAAGCGCAUUAUCGUGAAAUAGCUCUGUUCAUUCAACAGCGCGGCCGUGUGUCCGUGAAGGAGCUCGUCAGGGAGUGCAACCGAGUGAUUUUGUCGUGA